Mizuhopecten yessoensis (Yesso scallop) is the source of this 570-nucleotide messenger RNA. Its product is annotated as serine protease inhibitor dipetalogastin-like. The record is from RefSeq and is a predicted model, not a curated record. The coding region runs from base 101 to 442 and encodes 113 amino acids. Gene Ontology annotation, molecular function: protein binding. The transcript is spliced from 7 exons. NCBI's taxonomy places the organism in Eukaryota, Metazoa, Mollusca, Bivalvia, Pectinida, Pectinidae.
AAUAUAUUCUGAUUGGUCUCCAUUUGUUAUAAAAUAGCCACAGGACUUACUAUUUGAUUAACACACUGCAUUGCUUACUGUGAACCUACAACAAGCUGUCAUGAUGCCCCGUACCCUGUUCGCGUUGUUGGUUGUGAUCGUAGUUGUCAACGGAAAAGAUCCGUGUAUAUGUACUGCUGAAUACGACCCAUGGUGUGGAGAGGAAGGGGGGACAUACAGCAACCUCUGUUGGCUCAAGUGUGCUGGAGACGAAAUAGAAGGGCAUGACACUUGUGAGAAUAUUGAGGAAUGCCUUAAAGCGUAUCCGGAACCACCUUCUGAAAACGAAGUUUGCGCCGAAUAUGGUAUUACAUUUGAUAGCAUCGAAGAGAUGGAAUGUCACAAUUUGAGUUUUGUGCAUGAUGGCGAGUGUGACGGAGAAGCGAGUACAACAGAUCAAUGAAACAUCACUAUGGUGACACAAGUGAACACAGGAAACUUGUGAUUACUACACAAAAUACAUCAGAGCGUCAAUCAUAUAAAUGCUAAUUGAAUGAUUAUUAUCUGAUUAAAGUAAUUUUAGAUCAUGGA